Messenger RNA from Sander lucioperca (pikeperch), 2689 nucleotides. It is a transcript of the gene lsp1a, whose product is annotated as lymphocyte specific protein 1 a. Gene Ontology annotation, molecular function: calmodulin binding; myosin binding; actin binding. The record is from RefSeq and is a predicted model, not a curated record. The transcript has 14 exons. NCBI's taxonomy places the organism in Eukaryota, Metazoa, Chordata, Actinopteri, Perciformes, Percidae. The coding region runs from base 234 to 1943 and encodes 569 amino acids. Gene Ontology annotation, biological process: muscle contraction.
CACUCAUCACACUGCACAAACAAGAUCAAUGUGAAGAGGUUUUAACUUUAUCACAAUAUCACCUCAUGUAUUCAUAAACUGCAGGGCCGACUGGGAGUCAAAACUGAUCUCGGACACUUUAAUUCAGCUUCCCAUCUGUCAUCAAAAGGAGGAUUCUUUUUCUGCAGAUAUAUUCAAGGAGACGACGAGACGAAGGAAAAAUAGACGGAAUAGAAGAAGAUAAAGAGGCCAACAUGUCCAACGCUGUGCUGAGAAGAAACUCCACCAAACAGGGUUUACAGAACCUGAUAAGGCUGACGGCUCAGAGGAGCGUGGAGGACGCGGAGGAGGUGGAGAGGGAGCAGCGUCGGAGAGCUCGGGAGGCGUCACGCUGGACCAACGGCGGCUCGCUGCCGGCUCAGUCUUCACUGGAGAACGAGACGCCGGCAGACGAGACCAUGUACGACGGCGACCUGAAGCCCAGCGGCUCUCCGUCCCUGGAGGAGGACGAAGGCUUCAGCGACUGGACUCAGCGCCGAGAGAGACGGAGGCAGCAGCGCCUGCAGGAGCUCGGCCACGGAGGUGAGGAGGACGAGGACGAGGAGGAGAACGCCAUAAACAAAGCCGUGCCCGUAAAGAGCGUCCAGGCGUCGGUCGCGUCCUCUAGCCGGCUCCAGAGACAGCAGCACGAAGACGAAGACGACGGAGCCGCGGUGGCGAUGGGGAGGAGGAAGGAGCGAGAGGAGGAGGAGGUGGCGAGGGGGAGGAGGGAGACACAGAGGGAGGAGGAGGAAGACAAGAGGAAGAGACAGGAAGUGAUGACCAGGAAGAGGGAGGAGAUUCAAAGGCCGAAUACAGAGAUGGAGAAAAGAAAAGACGUUAAAAUCUCCUACACGUCCAAGGUGUUCCUUCACCAAGAGUCGAAACUCGGCAUCGCCAACGGAGACGCAACCAAAGAGGAAGUGACGUCGUACAAGAGCAAGACGACAAAAAGACCCACCAGCAGAGCCGCGGAGCCGGAGGAGUCGCAGGCCAUCCUGGAGACGGAGCGGCGUCUGGAGAAGAUCCGGCUGGGCCUCCAGCAGAAGGAGAGCCAGGAGCUGGAGCAGCUGAGACACCGACAGGCGGAGGCCGAGCAGGAGCUGGAGCAGCUGAAGAAAAGGAGGGAGGAGAGGCGUCGAGUCCGAGAGGAAGAGGAGCGUCGCCGGGAGGAGGAGGAGCACCAACGGCUGGCCAGAGAGGAGGAGGAGAGGAGGCGGAUGAAGGAAGACAUCGAGAAGAGGAGGACGGAGGCAGCAGAGAGGAUGAAGAGCCUGAGUACGCUCAGCGUGGACGGAGACGAGGCGUUCUGUCCCUUCAGUCCCAAAGCUCCUACUCACAAGAUCACAGAGAGAACGCAGUCGCUGAACCGCUCGCUGAAGAAAAGUAACAGCUUUAAGAAGACGCAGACUCUCGUCCUGCUGCCCAAGAUCGACGACAAGCUGGAGCAGUACGCCCACGCUGUGGAGAACUCCCAGGAGGCUCGGGCAGUGAAGGCAACACUGACGGACCUGCCCAGCUCGCCUGAGGUCGUCGCCUCCAAGAAAACUCUGUUUGAGGCCGGAGAAGCCUGGAGCCAAGCUCCCGCCAAGCCAGCUGCCUGCAAGGACGCUGAGGGGUUGAAGGUGGUCGUGGCCGAGCGGAUCACUCAGUGGGUGAAAGGUCCGUCAGACGGCAGCCGACCGUCGCUCUGUAAACCCACAGAUGUGCGGCCCGGAGAUGUGAUGCAGAAAAAGAACAUGUGGGAAGUUAUCGGAGACUCGAUAGGGCAGCCCGGGACACAAAGAGUCAAGGGUUCUGCAGCUGGGAAAAAGUACAAAUUUGUGGUCACUGGUCACGGAAAAUAUGAGAAGAUCCCCGUGGACGACGAGAACGGAGGAGAGUUCAUUAACGGAGAGUCUGAUUUAUAUCACGAUCGUUACUGAGGUGUCGUCUCUUCGUUGGUUUUUACUUUGACGCCCGCUGGCUUCAAAGACGUUUUAACAGAAGCAGCCAUUACAGACUCAAUAUUUCAUUUAUAUCUAAUAAAUCACUUCUGCUGACUCUCUCAGUUGGACAUCUACAAACCCACCGGCCCAAAUUCAACAGCUCUGAUCAUCAAAUGUCUAUAUGUUCAGUUUCCUCUUUGCUUUUGUAUUUUCUGACAUUCUGUUUCUAUUAUGUAUAUAUCUGACUGUGAGCAUUAAUGUUUCUGUAUUCUUCAGGGUGUUUUUGGGGGAACCAUUCCUUAUCUUUGUAUUAUGUUUUGUAGGAAAGUUUAAGUCUUUUGAAUAGAAAAGUUUUCACGUUACCAGUCACGUAGAUUUGAUGGAGAUCACACUUUAUGUUGAUGAAUCACACUUUAGGGUAUAUGUUCGGCACUUUUGGCUAGAUAACAAUCUGGAACAGUUUUGGAGAGACAUACUUUGUCAAAAAACUGCAAAACGCAGAGUUUAAACGGAUUAUAAUACUACAGACGGUUCAAAAACUGAGUUUAGUAUUCCUUGGCUCACUUUUGAACCCAAUAUAGACAGCAUUUAUUUGGUUAUCUGUAUCAAAUAUUUCCUGUGUAUGUUUUAAACUGCUCUGUCUCUGUACUACUGCAGACAUUUUAAACUUUUAUCCUGUACUUAUUUUUUUUGAUUUUAUGUUUAUAACCUCUUUUCUUAAAUAAAUUAAUUUUCUAAUUUUG